UUCUGCGUUUUGUUUAGCUUUUGAUAGAGGUGAAUUUAUUUGCUUGUAGGAACUGUUUGGAGUUCACGGUUCGUCGGGUCAUUUCCCACGUUCUUGCGCUCUGUUUUUUAAAUCUCACAACAUUUUUGCCUCGCAAAACAAACUAACCAGUUGUGGCGGUGUUGCAAAGAGAGGGUUCGGUGUGAGACUUAGAAGGUGUGAAAUAAAGGGAGGUUUGAAGUCCAUUUGAUCCUCAUAAGCUUUGUAUUUCUGUAGUGUCUUCUAUCCUGCAAGAUCCCAAAGGGUUUUGGGUCUGAUUCUAAUCCCACUUACACCAGUGUAAUUCCACUGAUUGCAGCGAAGUCACUCUUGAUUUACACCGAUGUGUAUAUGAGCAGAAUCCUGCCCCUCUAUCUGUAUGAAGGGAUCAGUCACAAGUGAAGUGCAGCCUCUUCUUGGGUGGAAUGUAGUGGCUGUUUAACAAUGCACAGCAACAUCACAUAGCUGUCUGGGUGUUUUGGGCCAGCAGGCUGUAACGACCCAGUUGGAACUGGGUCAGGAGAAGAGAGGAUACACCGCAGUGCAUUGGAAUAUAAUGAUCAUGAGGCAUCAGGGUAUUAAUUCUGCUGCAUCUCAUCCAAAAUAUUAGCACCUGUAAAGAGAGGGGCUUCUCCACCUCUGAGAGCUGUGCUGGGCCUGGGGUCUGUUUGAUAUGUUGUGGGCAGAAGUGUGGUGUCCUGGAGUAGGGAUGCCAACCAGACCAGGUUGCAUGCAUGAGGGAGUUAAAAGAAGCCCACUAGUGGGGCUUGGUGGUGCAGGUUGAGCAAAUUCUGUUUCCCUAAGAGUUGGGAAGGGAUGUGAUUGUGACUCUUCUUGGGGCACGCAGGCCUGUUGGCAGCAGCCUCCAAUGCAGGGAGUCUUUGCCUGUGCCAGCUGGGUGUUAGUUUCCUAACACAACCAGCCUGUCAGCCACUCAGGCGCUCUCCUCUGGGCUGUUUGGGCCCUGCCUUUGCCCUGCAGGUUGACUAUGAAGGCACCCCAGCCUCUAGCCUUCAAAGUGUCCUCCUGUGGUGUCCAGACCCUUAUCACUGGAUACCCCCAGAAAUCUCAGGCUCUCCAUUCCCAAGGGAAGAGUGUACCCCAGUUUAGCAGUUUUACCUUAGCUCACUGCUCCCCUAUCACACACCACUCGUGUUCAGUUAUAGUAAAACAAGAGGACAUUUAUUUAAGAACAAAUAGAGAUUCAAUAGAAACAAGUUUGUGAUGGAAACAAAUGGCUCCAUACAAAACAAAAUCAUGAAAUGUGAAGUAGGGCCUACACUUAUUCAUAGUUACCUUCCCCGUCUAGUCAAGUAGAUUCUCAGCCCAAAGUUCAGGCAUUUGCUGCCCCCAAGGAGCUAGGAUCCCGUCUUUCACAAAGCACCCCCGCUCAUCAAGGUACCUCCUCAGUGAAUGGGUGCAGAGUGUCUCUCUCCACCCUGUGAUAUCCUCAAUCAGUCUUUUGUCCUUAUUCACAGACAGGGCGAUUCCCUCGCUGUCCUGCCAUCCUUUCCACUGCCAAUGCCAAGUGGUUUCAGUGUUUAUACUUUGCUGGUUUUUCAUUGACUUUUCUGGGUUGGUGCAAAGGGGGACAACUGAGCAAUACAGGGUGACAACUUCCUCCCACUUGAAUGGGCCAUCACUGAGACACAUCAUUUCCUGGUGAUUCACUUUCACUCCAAGGCCAUAAGGGCGUGAUUUUCUGUAUAGCUACAUUCUUCCUUAAACGUCCCUCGUACACACAUCUCAUAAUGAUUAUGAGUAUCGAUAAGUUACAAGCUUUCAGUGGAGACCUCACAUGCUACCCUUUGUGGAUAAUAACCAUGAAAGUGGUGUAUUGGGUGUAGUGAGUUUGUAAGGUCUGAGACAGGAGGUGGUUGUAAAGAACAGUGAACCCUUUCCCCAUUGGCACUUGUGUCACAGUGGUGAGGCACAAUGAAGAUGGCUGGACCACCACAUGAUGGUAUGGGGGGGCGAGCUGUAUACUGAAACCUACAAUAAAUAAUUAAAGGAGAAGGUCACAUGACCCUCAUGGCUGUCACAGGGUUCCUCUCUCCUCGGUGUCUGGUUACAUUCAAGGAUCAAAUUCUAGCAUCCUGACUGGUGAAUUAUUAAACCUCCUGGUGGCGUUCUCAUCCCUUCACACUGGACAUGUUUCUUCCUGGUGUCCUGCUGUGCCAGGUAGAGAGUGUCUCAACCCAUCUAGGUCCUUGCAAUUGGAUUCUCAGGAGAGUUUUGAGGACAACUCGUCCUCUCCCCACCAACUUCUCGAUCUCUGGGAACCCCUCACCUCCCUGCAAAAGGCUGGUGAGAUGGAGCAGUCCUACAGAUCCACAAUCUCCAUCUACAAGGUGAGCUGUUACCUCCCUGCCGGCUGUGGAGUGAAAGGGCUGUUCCCAAUUGGCGAGAGACGCAUGGGGUUGGGGGAUCCUUCAUAAAGGAUUUAAAAGCACAAGAGAGACGGAGUGUUCUAGGGGGGAGAUUAAAUUAAGAUUAAUUUAUUUAAUUUGCUUUGAAAAUCUGUGGGCCAUAUCCUCAGCUGGUGUAAAGUGGUGUAGUUCCAAGGCUGUAUGAAUCCUGGUCUGGUGUGAGAACAGAGUGAUGGCCGAAGGGGUGCGUGGUGUAAUUCAGCGCAGAACCCGGCAGUGCUGGGGCUAACCUCUGGGCAUUCUGUUGUAUUAAGGCAGAGCACCUUUCCCAGUGAAUCGCUGCUAUGGGAGAGCGAGAGAGGCUCAUCUGGGGGGGCUGUCCCAGAAAGGGGGGAGGGAGGGAGCCAAGAGGGUAAAGCAGGAAAGAAACAGGCUGAAACUGAGCAGCAUUUUGGCUGAUCUUAGGAAUCCUUUCCGGACAGUGAGGAUCUACUGGACUGUGGAAUGUUCUCCCAGGGAAAUGGUGGAAGCCCCAUUGCUUGGAACCUGUAAAGCUAGACUGAUCAAAGCCCUGGAGAAUACACUGUGGGGAGUCAUUCUGCCUUGGCAAUGGAGGGGUGAAUUACGUGUUACCUAAUAGGAAAGGCCUAUCUCUAACACCUAUAUUCUGGGGGGGGCACCUGUAUUGAAGGUGUCCAGGGGAGGCAUGUGAUAGAAAUUGGCCAGAGAGCUCCCCUGUGUGUGCUCUGCAUGACUGGUGUGAAAAUCUGUGUAUGUCUGAAGAGACACCAAGGAUUAGUGAGUGCUGCUGUGUGUCCAGGCCAAUUACGGUGUCUCUCCGUGAAUGCACAUUGUUACAGGUGUUUUUCUAGUUACAGGUGUACAUCUGCCCGUGCUCAUACAGCAUGAGACCUGCUUAUAAUUGGCAUCUUAUAGUGAAUUUUGGGGGAAGAAAAAAACCUUUUCAACAGCAGAGAGUUCCAGUGAAUGUAGACAAGUGUUAAAACUCUCAGGCGAAUCAAACAUGCCCAGACACUAGUUUCUCUGACCGCAAGUUCAGGGUAGAUUAGUGGCUGUGCAGCUCCUUGUCUGAGUGACCAGACCGAUCUGACUGGUCUCCGAUGUACAGAUCAAAUUAUACAAUGCACCUUUUUGGUAAAGACACUGCCCGGAUCGGAGCUCUUUCUAAAAGAAUCCUGCACACAACCAUGCCCAGCUGGGCUGGAGUGUGCAAUGAGGGCGCUUCCUUUCUGUGCUGGGCUCGUCUCCUUAAUUUUGUGCAGUGCUUAGAUCCCACGUCCGAAUUUCCAGACUGCUGCCCCUGUAUGGUGUGUAAUAAGGGGUGCUGUGCACACUGCCCACCUUCAGUUAAUACAGUAAAUAGACGUACGAGGCUGGGCUAAGACUGCACCAUGCCUUGACUCUAUCAACCUAUGGGGCCCUGAUGCUCAUGACAUGGUUGCCAGGAAGUGAUGCCCACCCCUGAGGGUGGAAAGAAACCUACUAGGUUCUGGGUGCGGGUAGUAGCACUUGGGGAAGUUCAGAGGGAAGGUUGAUCUCCUGAUCACCUCACUCCGAUGUUUACUUUCUGCUGGAAAAGAAGAUGCAAGAACGGGACCUCCCCAGUGAGAAGGGUACCUGAGCCUGAAACCAGAGACUGGUAGGAUGGGUAGGCCGCAGCUCUGUCGGAUGAAUCACAUAAGGGAGGGCACAGGCCUCAUCCCAGGCCCCGGGGUAUGGAGGAGGAUCGCAUUAACCUGUUGUGUUCUUUCACCCCUCUCCCCAACUUGGAUGGAUGAUAGAGCAUCUUGGAGCAGUUUAACCCUGCCCUGGAGAACCUGGUCUACCUAGGCAAUAACUACUUACGUGCUUUCCAUGCACUGUCUGAGGCGGCUGAAGUCUAUUUCAAGGCAAUACAGAAGAUUGGGGAGCAAGCCCUGCAGAGCUCCACCUCGCAAAUGCUGGGUCAAAUUUUGAUGCAGAUGUCUGACACUCACAGGCAUAUGAACUCUGACCUGGAAGUAGUGCUCCUACGUGGAGGUGCAGCCAGGCAGCUCUGCGUGCUGCCCUGUCCGCAAGUGCCGUUCCCAUUGACUGUGGUUCCCAGACAAUGGGAGCUGCAGAGCCGGCGCACAGGAGCUGGAUGGGAGAAAUGCCGCUGCUUCCGGGAGCCGCGUGGAGCCACAGCAGGCUCAGACGUUCCACGGAGACCUGCUGCAGCACAUGGAGAAAAACACCAAGCUGGACAUGCAGUUCAUCAACGACAGCCAUCAGCGGUAUGAACUGGAGUACCGGCACAGGGCUGCCAACCUGGAGAAGUGCAUGUCGGAGCUGUGGAGGAUGGAGAGGACUCGAGACAAAAAUGUCUGGGAAAUGAAGGAGAAAGUGAGGCGCUUGCAAUCGGAAAUGCAGGCAUUUGUGUCUGAGAGCCAGAGGGCUGCAGAGCUGGAGGAGAAGCGUCGCUACCGCUUCCUGGCUGAAAAGCACCAGCUGCUCUCCAGCACCUUCCUCCAGGUCUACAGCAGGGCCUGGGGCAUCAUCCAGAGCAAGGUGCCAAAGUGGAAGGAGCAAUUGGAGGCCAGCCGCAAUCCAAGCAGCAGACACUCCCCGAGCCUGCUCAGUGCCUCCCAUGGCCAGGGGUAUCCGUCAGGCCGCCUGACCCCCAGCCACCUCGACAUGCCUCAGAGGCCUCUGGGAGAUUUUGGCUCAGCCAUGACUGGACGUAAUUCAAGCCCCUUCCUCCAGGAGCCUGCAGAACUUCUUAGACCCUCUCCUCAGCCAGAACCAACCAGGAGAGGCCUGCAGAAGACUUCAUCUGCUGGCUCGCUCUCCGCCAGCCAGCGCUCGCGCUCCAGCUCCUUCGGGGAGCGGGCAGGAGGAGACGCAGGAGGAGACGGCAGCGUGUUGAGAGUCCAGGCAAUCGUGCCCCACUCUGCUGGCGCCAACCGCACCUUGCUAGGGUUCAACUUCGGGGACGUCAUCACGGUGCUGAUCCCAGAGGCGCAGAACGGCUGGCUGUACGGCAAGCUAGAGGGAUCAUCCACGAGCGGCUGGUUCCCAGAAGCUUUCAUAAAGCCCCUGAGGGGAGUAAGAGACCCGGAGGAACCACCCACCAGGUCCUUCCCGCUGCGGAGCAGUCACAGCAUGGAUGGCCUGGAUUGCCCCAGUGUCCCGUCAGCAGGAAAUUACCGACACAAUGCUGCCCUGCCUCAGGCACCAAGCCCUUCUCCAGCCUCACUUGGUGCUGGCAGCCGCCGGAGCAGCUUGGCUAGCGCUGCCGCUUCUUCAGAUUCCAAGAAGUCAGCUGUGCAGGAGCAGCCCCCAGAGCUCUUCCCCCGCGGCACCAACCCGUUUGCCACGGUAAAGCUGCGCCCCACCGUCACCAACGACCGGUCGGCACCCAUCAUCCGGUGAAAGGGGGCCGUGGAGAGCAGCGGAUUCUGGGGGGUUGACAGCAGCACAGGUGGUAGAAACGCAUAGUCCUUUCCCAUUCCUGGGCCACUGUGAUCUCGGGUUGGCGCUAACCUAGUGCACUUUCUCAGGGCGCGCCUCAGUCUUACUCCCUGUGUCUGGCGCACUCCAGCAGUAAAUAGAUUCCCUGGUUUUCUUUGGCGUUCUCUUUGGAUUGACGUGUGUGAUGCUGGUCACGCUGAGUGGAAGGUGUCCCCAGGAUACUGGUGCUGGUAGCAUGGGCAGGGAGUUGCUUAUACCUAAGCACUGGGAGCUGGAGGAGGGCCCAUCUCUCAUUGGUCUGUGCACCUGCACUGCAUGGGGAGAUAUUGACAGGGGAAAAGGAGAACCCUACCCAGCCCCUACUCUCUGUUGUAAAGCCAGUGAUGGUUAUUUGGCCACUGAGCAGAUUCCUGACCUACGUUUGGGGUUAGGUCCCUGCAUGAUGGAUCAGACAGUAACUGCAAGGCAGGGGUCUUCUCCUCUCAGCUCCUCGCCCCAGGGCCUUGGGCAACUGGCCACUGAGUUUCAAAGAGCUUUGAGGGGAGGAUGCCUGCCCGUUCGCAGUGCCUUCUCCUCCACCCUUUUGUUUGGUAGCCCCAGGGUUGGAUUAAGAUGGGAGGGGAAACCCAGCUGCGCAGCCUUGUGUUUGAUUCUGUACAUAAUAACAAUAAUAUAUUUUUAAAAUAAAAUGGAAACACAACUUC
This is a messenger RNA of Chrysemys picta bellii (western painted turtle), 6544 nucleotides long. The record is from RefSeq and is a predicted model, not a curated record. NCBI's taxonomy places the organism in Eukaryota, Metazoa, Chordata, Testudines, Emydidae.